AUGUCCAACUCCACCACCAAGCCCAAGAAUAAAGCAAAGGAUACCAAAACCACUGACCAAAACCCCGCUACCAACUCCAACUCUCACUCGGAAUGGAUCCAGUCCGCUCUACUCAUCAUCCAAGCCGGCAGAGAAGCCGAACUGCAGCACCGCCAGACCGUGGCGGACAUGAAAGCAAUGACCGACAUGCUAGACAUGCAGGCAUCGUUCCCGGCAACCAUCAUGGCAGUGUCGGCCCUGGUGCGGGAUAACGAGAUGAAUGUCGCCGGGAAGGCGUUCAUCGAGAGAGUGCUCUGGGAUACUGCAGACCAGACCCAAAGCGCGCACGGGCCACACGUCAACAAAGCAGCGUCUUCCCUCGCGCCUCGCCAGCUUCCCCGUCAUCCUCGCUCCCCCAUUAUCCCGUCGCCCUUUGAUGAUCCUGGCCCACGUGGCGCCCUCUUCAAUUGGUAUCGGCUCUCCAAAAUGAAGCCUUUGAAGCCUUUCAAUCCGGCUUGCGAUCGCUGCCGCAUCAAGAAGUCAGCGUGUGAUCGCGUCAAACCAGUAUGUCAGCGAUGCACCAACUCAGGCUGGGCUGACUCCUGUUUUUACCGGACAAAGGGUAUGGCUCCGGUGCAGAACCGGAAUCCCAAGCGCGUGCAGACGCAUCACCCGCGGUCUUCGCCCAUGGUGGUGAUCCAAUCGCCAUCUAAUGUGGAUUCGUAUAAAAAGGAGGACGUCUCCAGUAGGGCCGAUUCAGACGAGGAAGAUUCAGAUUCAGAUGAUUCAGAUGACCCGCGGGCGGCCAAAGCAGUCCCCGACCAGGAUGGGCAACACAAUCCCGUUGUCAUCGAUUUGUCUUCAUCCCCCUCAGAUGAAAGCUUUCACACAGCUAUUCUGCCCCGGGAUCCUCCCUCUACAACCCGCGAUCCGGGGUCCCGAUCCUCCCGGCUCACGGGGCAGAAGAGGGCAAUCCAUGAGCAGGUGAGACAGCGGAUACGCGAUGGAAUCGGAGAAGACUCUCCGUUGGCACGACGCGGCUUGGUCCGCCCUAAUCGCCGUCUCUCUCUCGCCUACGAUCCAAAAUGCCGCCAGUCGUCUGAACAAAUAUCCCCCGAUCUCGCGGACCAUCUCGUGGCCGCCUAUCUGGCUCAUGAGUAUGUGAAUCUGCCCAUCUUCGACCUGGAUCAAUUCCACUCGUCCUACAGCGCGAUCCGAAUGGGACGGAAUAUAGCCUCGGGGUCUACUCCGUUCCACGGCCUCCUCAUUACGAUAUUUAGUCUCUCCGGACUGAGCUGGCACGACGUCGGGGAAACAGACAUUGCGUCUUUGUUCAAUUACGGCCAGUCGGUCUCCCGAGAUUUGGACUCUCGCAGCACUCUGACUGAGCGAGCGCAGGCCUGUAUCCUACAGAGCCAGUAUCUUUAUGCUAGUGGAAGCCCAAGGGCGGCUUUGAUCUCGAUUGGUUCCGUGGUCCGAAUAGUACAGGUCCUAGGCUUGGAAAGUCGGACUCAAGAUCAAAACGCCCGCCGAAUACAAGACAAAGAGCUGGCCCGAAGAAUCUGGCAUAGCGCUAUGCUUCUGGAGCGCAUUAUUGCGCUCCAAUUGCGACUCCCUCCACAUAAUUCUCAAUUACCUCGUGUGUCGCUGCCUACUCAUAUGGAAACCGACUACGCCGAUGCAAUUACGAAGGAAGUUCCCUCGCCGGAUGCGGAGCGCGCAUCCAUCAUUGAAUUCUUGGCGGCCAGUGUUGGACUCUACGAACAUGUGGAAGAUAUCUUGACGUGGGAGGAGGAAACACAAAUGCGACAGGGAAGUUGUGCUGCGAAAAAGCUACUUUGCUUAAACUUCAGCCCGUUUGCUCGUUUGGAUGGUGCGCUGUAUCAAUGGCAGACAUCCCUUUCCCCAAGGCUGCAGAAGCCAGGGCUACAAACGCGGCCUACCCAUCCCAUAAUUCAUCGCCAGCGCAGUAUAAUCCGCGCGCGCUAUCUUUACGUUCGCCUACGACUUUAUCGGCCUCUUCUAAUACUAGGACUGGCAGCCUGCGAGAAAUGCAGCUGCCAAGUCGGCAGCGGCCCUCAUUUCGUGUUGAAGGAAUCCUCCCCCGAUUGUCCAAUCGCGCUCACCGUGGUCCGAGAUUCUUCUCUCAAGUGCAUUACAGCGGCACUGGAACUCCUGAAUCUCUGUGAGCGCGAGCAAGAUUCAAUGCCUCCCUGCUGGGAGAACAUAGACUAUCUUUAUGCUUGCGGGACCGUCUUUCUCGCCGCUCAAUCUUGCCCUUUUGUCACCAAUGCUUCGCCCGAUCAGCCCGGCCCGGAGGAGAUGGAAUUAUCGCUAGGUCGCGUUCUGACGCUUCUCGAAGGAUAUCAAAGUAUGCAGUCCAGCGACCGCAUCUAUAACAUUGCGCAGCGGUGUCGACGUACGCUGGAAAGCGUGUCGGGAAUAAUCGAGGGAUCGGACGAAGCAGCCGUUUUCGGCGAGGAUAACUCUCGUCGUCUUCUUGAGCGCAUGAAUAUGUGCUCCCCUCAUAGCCAAGGCGGGAACACCCAAAGCGAUUCGAGUCGACUUACACUUUUUGGUUGGUUGAGCAGUUUACCUAACGAUUUGACUGGAGAUUUGGAAUAA
Messenger RNA from Aspergillus affinis, 2604 nucleotides. RefSeq names its product transcription factor domain-containing protein. Gene Ontology annotation, molecular function: DNA-binding transcription factor activity, RNA polymerase II-specific; zinc ion binding; RNA polymerase II cis-regulatory region sequence-specific DNA binding. The transcript is spliced from 5 exons. Bases 1 to 2604 code for a protein of 867 amino acids. Gene Ontology annotation, biological process: DNA-templated transcription; positive regulation of transcription from RNA polymerase II promoter by galactose. Gene Ontology annotation, cellular component: nucleus. The record is from RefSeq and is a predicted model, not a curated record. Lineage: Eukaryota; Fungi; Ascomycota; Eurotiomycetes; Eurotiales; Aspergillaceae.